Molecule: messenger RNA, 5713 nt
Organism: Rhineura floridana
Lineage: Eukaryota; Metazoa; Chordata; Lepidosauria; Squamata; Rhineuridae
Gene: LPCAT1
Product: lysophosphatidylcholine acyltransferase 1
Exons: 14
Coding region: 427-2001 (524 amino acids)
Molecular function (GO): calcium ion binding
Source: RefSeq, a predicted model, not a curated record
AGGAGCUCUCACGCGCGCUUUCCUCUCAUCCCCCUCCCCGCUUCAUCACUGCGCCCAGCACGCGUGCGCACUCUUGAGGGCGGGGCUGAAGUCGGGAGCCCGGUGGCGGCGGAGGCGUCUGACAGAGCCGCGCAUCCUCCUCCUUCCCUCCCUUGCCGGCUCAGGGAGACCAAGCGGUCGAGCGCUGUUCAGACAUCCUCCUCCACCAUCACCAGCCGCGGCCCGGCUUGGCCUAGUUUAUUAACCGCAGCGCCGAAAUUUCCUACCCCUUCCUCGCCCGACCUCCCUUUCUUCCCCAGAGGAAAGAAAUUUCGCCUCAUCCCUUCCUCCUCCUCCUCAUUUCUCCGUUAUUUCCUCCUCCUCCUCCCUCUUUUAUCCAGCGCGCCCAUUUUCUCUCUCAGCUUUUCCUUCCUUCGCACCCCCACAAUGAGGCUGAAGGGCCGGGGAUGCAACGGCGGCAGAGAGGAAGGCGGGGAGGAGGAGCCCGGGCCGGCCCCCCCACCGAUGCGGAGCCCAUUCGUGCACCACCUGCGCUUCAGCGCCCUGCAGAAAGCCAAGAUUGCCUUCAUGACACUGACCCUGUUCCCCAUCCGGCUGUUUUUUGCCGCUUUUAUGAUGUUGUUGGCCUGGCCUUUUGCAUUCAUCGCAUCAAUGGGAUCUCCUGAGAGAGGACUAGAAAAGCCCCUCUCUUGGUGGCGAAAAGUUGUGGAUGUCUUGCUCAAGGCAAUCAUGAGGACAAUGUGGCUUGCUGGUGGAUUCCAUUGGAUAAAUGUGAAGGGCAGGCAGGCAUUGCCUACUGAAGCGGCAAUAUUGACUCUGGCCCCACAUUCCUCAUACUUCGAUGCUAUACCAGUAACAAUGACCAUGGCCUCCAUUGUCAUGAAAGCAGAAAGCAAAGAUAUUCCUGUUUGGGGAACUCUAAUCAAAUACAUUCGGCCCAUGUUUGUAUCUCGAUCAGAUCAAGAUUCCCGCAGGAAAACUGUUGAGGAGAUAAGACGACGUGCUCAGUCUAAUGGCAAAUGGCCACAGAUAAUGAUAUUCCCAGAAGGAACAUGCACUAAUCGAUCUUGUCUAAUUACCUUCAAGCCUGGAGCAUUUAUCCCUGGAGUGCCUGUCCAACCUGUGAUUUUACGCUAUCCAAACAAAUCGGAUACAAUUACAUGGACAUGGCAGGGUCCCGGAGCGCUGAAAAUUCUGUGGCUUACUUUAUGUCAAUUUCAUAAUUUUGUGGAAAUAGAGUUUCUGCCUGUAUAUAUACCCUCUGAAGAAGAAAAGAAAAACCCGUCUUUAUAUGCAAAUAAUGUGAGACGUGUCAUGGCAAAGGCUUUGGGAGUUUCAGUAACAGAUUACACUUUUGAAGACUGCCAGCUAGCUUUGGCUGAAGGACAACUUCGUCUCCCUUCAAACACCUGCCUCUUAGAAUUUGCAAAACUUGUGAGAAGCCUUGGGUUAAAGCCAGAGAAGCUUGAAAAAGAGCUUGAUGCAUAUUCAGGAAGUACCAAGAGAAUGAAAGACAAAAGGAUCAGUCUCAAGGAGUUUGCUGAAUAUUUGGAAAUCCCACUGUGUGACACAUUAGAAAACAUGUUUGCACUUUUUGAUGAGAAGGAAGAUGGUCUGAUUGACUUAAGAGAAUAUGUAAUUGCUUUGUCAGUAGUCUGUAGGCCAUCCAAAACCUUGCAAACAAUACAACUGGCUUUUAAGAUGUAUCAGUCAGAAAUUGGAGCUCUAACAGAAGAAGAUUUAACUUGCAUUCUAAAGACUGCCAUGGGUGUUUCAGACCUUAAUGUGUCAAACCUUUUUAGAGCUAUAGACUUUGCAGAAAAGAGGGAAAUUAUAUAUGAUGAUUUCCACAAGUUUGUAGAAAUGUAUCCAAACUUCGCGGAGGAGUAUUUAUAUCCUGAUCAGAUGGAAAGUUGUCCUGCCCCUAAUGGUUUCUGUACAGACUUCAGCCCAGAAAUUACUGAAGACAGAAGAAAUUACCUGCAGAAGAAACUGAAUUAAUAUUCACAGUUCCACCAUCCUCUUCUGGUGAGAGGAGUAUGUCCUGCCUUGGGCUCUUCAUAGUCACACAACUAUAGAAUUUGAAGUAUAUGAGGGGUGUGUAAGAGAGAGAGGAAAGUGUGUGUGUGUGUGUGUGUGUGUGUGAGAGAGAGAGAGAGAAAGAGAGAGAGAGAGAAGAUUUUGCUGCAUUAAUGGGCAUCUUCAGAAUUCCUUCUAGGAAGAUACUGUUUUUCCAUCAGCAUCUUUGAAAUUAAAGAAUGUAUAUGAACUUUUAUUUGUGUACUUAAAAAUAAGAUGCUUGCAUAUUUAUAUUCCAUUGUUAGUUCCAUGUACAAAGUGUCCUACAGAGUGUGCAUGUAUAAAGAAUACUGUAGCUCCUAUAGUGUCAAGUGCACUUCGGUGAUUAGUGUUAUUCCUGUUUAGGGAAUUGUUUGGGGUCAAGUUCUGCUUUCCUUCUUCAUGUGAAGAAAGGUCUGUUUACUGGUGAUUGUCGUCACUGCUCUUCUGAACAAGGCAGGCUCAACUUAGCCCUUCUGUUUUCAUUUCAGUAUAUAGUUAAAGGAAGAAAAGUAUGCAAAAAUAUUUUUAACUUAAGGAUUUUUUUUUAUUUUCCUUGUACUUUUUUUGUCUUUCAGUCUAUAGUAGUAUCAAAAAUGGGAAGGGGGUUGUUGUUCCCUGGGUUGUGUGCAUUCAGUGCUAACCCCCCCAAAAAAUCUCCACCAAAUAACAAAAAUUCUAAGGAAGCUGAAUUCUAUAUAAAUCAUGAAAAUUAGAUGCAUUUCCACAUUUUAUAUAGUUCUGCUUUUCCUUAACGUGGGCAAUGAUGAACUAGGCAGGUGUGAGAAACACUGGGUGCCAGUGUUAUCUAGUGGUUAGAGUGUUGGACCUAGACCUGGGAAGACCUGAGUUAAAUCCUCUCUCAGUCACAAAACUCACCAGCUGACCUAGGGUUAAUCACACACUCUUAGCCACACCUACCUCACAGGGUUGUUGUGAAUGUAAAAUGUAAUGGGAGGAACACUAUACACUGCCUUGAGCUCCUUGGAAGAAAGGUGUUAUAUAAACUGCCCAGACAACUGGAAAUUCAUAUUAAUGCUCCCACCCAGUCCCCCUAAAAGCUGCUGAGAUUUCAUUGCCCACAUACUUUCAAGUUUGUCUUCAUAGCCAUAAGGGUUAGAAACAUUCAUUUUGAAAAAUGAAACCUGAAAUUCUCAGGAUGCUGAACACUGCCCUAAAUUCAAUUUUCUCUUCUUCAUGGGUAUGAUCACAGAAUACACACAGCCCUGGCCAUUUUCCUGUGUUUUCUGUUACUGUUCCAUUCAGGUUUUCCUGAGGAGGAUAAUAAACAAGGUAGAUUUAUAAACAGCUUCAAUGGAUAUGGCAUUUUGCACAGAAACAAAGUAAUGCAUAAUGGAGACUGAACAGGCAUAAAAUAAACUCUGGCUAACAUCAGAAAACCAAAAUUUGCUGCCCUGGGCUCCUGCUGUAAGGAAGGGCGGGAUAUAAAUCAAAUAAUUAAUUAAAUAAAUAAAAUACUCCCUCCUGAGCAUCUAGACAACACAAGAUUUGACUGUACAAAUUUUCAGAAAGAACUCGCAGUGAUAUCUGAUGCUGUUUUUCUACUGUCCCAUAGCUUUGCAACUCGUUUUCAUUGCAAAACACUUUUCAAGUGGUCACUUACAUGAUUUUACUGAUCUAAAAUGUGUUCUCCCCAUAGUUCAUUUUUAAAAAUUGAUAUGGUAUAAUUUGUUUUCCACUAGCUUUCUAACCCCUUUUUAACAUAUAGAGAAGUUAAAAAAAGAGAACAUCUGCACUUAGAGGUGUUUUAUGUAUGCAUUCGUAUGCAGUUGGAAUCAUGUAACUGAGCAGCUAUUUAGGUUGCCAUAGCAUUUGAAGAUAAUUUUUUUCUUAUAUCUCCUAAAGUCCUGAAGUAUAGUCUUAUAAAAUGUUACAAACUGAUGGUUUGUUCUCCAUACCAUCUGUGUGCUUGCAUGAUAGCAUUUCACCUUCCUCUCAUUCCCCUGCAACCCCCAAAAUCUGCUCUGCGUGGAUGAGGCACACUUACCAUUAUGCCAGUAAAUAUCCUUGCCAUUGAUUCGUCCCAUUUCCCACAAACGUUUUCACUCUCUGCUCUUGCCUUUCAUACACUAGACUUCGCAUCCAACUGCCAUAUACUUCCUUCUUACCCACCUACCCCACUCUAGAUGCUUUCAUAUUAGCAUUAACUCUAGAAUUGCCACUUUUUGUCCACUCACUUUCUCCUAGCCAUCUACAUGGUAUCGCCAAUUUGUUGUACUGCCUUUUCUGUGCUUUCUCCAUUUCUUUUUGAUAGCUCACCAAAUUCACUUUUUUUUUGACAGAACAAAACAGUAAAGCAAUCUCUAGGCUUAGAACACCUUAGUGCUACCCUUCCAUCAAUUUUAUGAGCUUUUUUGUCAUGUGCAGUGACAUUAGCCACCCCACCAUCAUAUCGCUUCGCUAUUGCCUUUCCAGUUGCCAUUUUUAGCAGUAUGUUUUUUUUACUCUUUCAUUUUGGUGGUUUUUUAAAAAAAACAUUUUAGUGCAAAUCUGAAAAUAGAUGCUCACAGUUGUGGAACAUAGCAGGGUACACACACACAAACUGCUACACCCCCUAAAGUGUGCAAAGCUAGUUACAAUUCUGCAUGUAGCUUAGAAUGGAAGAAUAGUAACUGAAUAACACUAAAAAUAAACACUGGCAGUGUGAAGGCAUCCUAUGUGUCAUUUGUCUUUUCAUCUAACAUCCCACAUACACCAUAGAAUAUGAAAUAAAAUGUUCUUUUAUUUUUAUUUUUUGAAACAAAAGCUAAACUUCAUUCUAAAGAGAUCAGACUGCUGGUUUAUUUACAUGCCUGUUCUAUUCAGAGACUAAUUUCCUGCUCAUUAUGGGCAAAGCUAACGGAGCCUAAUACCAAACCUGAAUAUUUGUGCAGAUAGUCCUAUUGAAACUGGUAGGGUGGUGUGUUUCAACUCUGGGACCAAAGAAUCAAGGAUACUUCUGUUAUUGUUAAGAGCUGUUAUGAUCACUUCAGCCCUUCUGUUAGUGGGAACAGCUUUUGAUAAUUUCAGCUUGAGGGAUGAAUGACUAUAAUAUAGAAUUCUACUUGAGUGAGUGUCACAGCAUUUUCUUACCGCCUACUGAAUUUUUUCCCUAACUUUCUGAAGCAUAAGGAUUUUUAUAUGGAGCAAUGGCUGGGGAUCUUGUGCUAUCAAGUUAAUUUUUUUGCUGUUGGUCCUCUUCCAAAGAAUUGCUUAGGCUCAGCAUUCUUGAUUUUGCAAAGCAUGUGGAGAAGUAGGUAAAAAAAAAAAAAAAAACAACCCUGUAAUCCUCCUCAUGGAAUGCCUUCGGAAUUUUCACAGGCAAAUUCCAUAUAGAAUCUGAAAUGUAUAAUAUCUUUUUUGUUUAAAAAUUAAGUAGAUAGGAUGGGAUAGGGAAACAGCAGAUGAAGGCUAUUUUCAAUAGGUUUCCUAUGGAAUUAGUCCUGGAAUGAUGCUUAUUCUCUCUUUCUCACUUUGCCAAAUUUAUAUAUGAAAUGACACAUGUAUCAUCAUUUGCGUAGAUUUAUCAUAGUAUGAUUUCAGCCAUGUUUUAUGUGAGUUUGGAUCAAGUGGGCUGUGUUAACCACAACAAAGCAUCCAUUUAUGAAUUUGAACCACCCUGGGAAUUGUGCUAAUUCGUUGCUAACAGCAUUUU